Messenger RNA from Glycine soja, 1747 nucleotides. RefSeq names its product plasmodesmata-located protein 2-like. Bases 284 to 1198 code for a protein of 304 amino acids. Gene Ontology annotation, cellular component: plasmodesma. The transcript has 3 exons. NCBI's taxonomy places the organism in Eukaryota, Viridiplantae, Streptophyta, Magnoliopsida, Fabales, Fabaceae. Gene Ontology annotation, biological process: plasmodesmata-mediated intercellular transport; transport of virus in multicellular host. The record is from RefSeq and is a predicted model, not a curated record.
UUAUACAUUGUACUGAUUGUAGAGAGAGAGAGAUGAUAGAUGCAAGACGUUUUAGGAUAUCCAAGGGAAAGUGAAUCCCAACUCUCUCGAGAGCCACGAAACCAGAACUUCGAGUGACUCAACCUCAAAAAAGCUAAAUCCUUUGAUGAAGAAAAAGCAGCAGAAAAAGACCGAAGAAUCUACAACAGUUUCUUGAUCCCUCUUAUAGCCUUUGAGCAUUGAAAGGGUUUUCCUCAAAUUGCCAUGAUUUGAUUCCUCAACACCCCACACACACGUAGUUAAAAUGGGUUUUACUAGGAAACCCAUGUUUCCUGUGUUGCUGGUUUUGUUCAUCACAAGUCUUCUUGAGCCGCCCCAUGUUGCAGAAUCUACUUCUUCUGAUUACUCCACUUUGGUCUACAAGGGCUGCUCAAAGGAGCCUUUCACAGAUCCCAAUGGGGUGUACUCUCAGGCACUUUCAGCACUCUUUGGCUCAUUGGUUUCACAAUCCACCAAAGCCAAGUUCUACAAAACCACUUCUGGCUCUGGCCAGAACACCAUAACUGGCCUCUUCCAAUGCAGAGGGGAUCUCACCAAUUCUGAUUGCUACAACUGUGUCAGCAGGCUCCCAGUUCUGUGUGACAAACUUUGUGGCAAAACCACUGCUGCCAGAGUCCAACUUCUAGGAUGUUAUAUUCUCUAUGAGGUUGCAGGGUUCUCCCAAAUCUCAGGUAUGCAGAUGUUGUACAAGACCUGUGGGGCAACAAAUGCUGCUGGGAGGGGGUUUGAAGAGAGGAGGGACACUGCUUUCUCAGUGAUGGAAAAUGGGGUGGUUAGUGGCCAUGGCUUCUACACUACCAGCUACCAGUCCUUGUAUGUCAUGGGGCAGUGUGAGGGAGAUGUUGGUGACUCAGAUUGUGGGGAGUGUGUGAAGAAUGCUGUGCAGAGAGCUCAGGUUGAAUGCGGUAGCUCUAUUUCAGGACAAGUGUUUUUGCACAAGUGCUUCAUUAGUUAUAGCUAUUACCCAAAUGGGGUUCCUUCUAGAUCAUCUUCUUCAUCAUCAGCUUCAUACUCUUCAUCUUCUUCAGGGCAAAAUCCAGGGAAAACAGCUGCUAUAAUAUUAGGAGGUGCAGUUGCGGUGGCUUUUCUGGUUAUAUUGUUGCUAUUUGCAAGGAGUUUGAAGAAGAAACAUGAUGGUAUGAGUUAUGUGCGGCAAUAAGAAGUGCUGUCCAGGGAAAACACUCACUUUGUUAUUAUUUAUAUAUACUUUAUGCUCUUACUAAUAAUUUUGUGUUUUGAUUCUCUCAUUUACUCAUUUUGCAUUAUUAUUAUUAUUAUCUUGCACAGAUUAUUGACAGCAGAAAAUGAAUUCUGAGAAGGCAAAAUUAUUCUUUGUGAUGCAUUGUUUUUACAAGAUUAGUUGAUGGAUGAGGGGUGGAAAAUGGAAGUUUUGUGGUAAAUAGAGUUUUUGCUUGAUGCAGAAACAAUACUACAGGAUGGUUCACUGUAAUGAUUGUUGUAGCUAGGUAGUUAAGAUUUUGUUGUUGGGAAGAGCAAUAUAAUUAGAACCUGAAAGUGAGAUUUUUUUUCUGACUAGGGUGUAACUGUAAAUUACCCAACAGAAUGAAUGUUUGUCAAAAUUUUGGGUCUUACCCUUUAGCCAUGUGGGUUAUUUCUCUUUUCCCUAUUUUCUAUACUGUUAUGAGUCCUUUUUUUUAGUUGUUCAUUGACUUUAUGCUAUAUAAAAAGUUGCAAGUUGCAGCCCUCC